GGUUUCGGUUUUGCUCUCCUAACCUGCGUGUGUUCAUUCUGCCCAUCCACCGAUGACGUUUUUGGUGUUCCAUUUGCUAUUGGGCUGCAGAGUCCGAGUGCAGCCAAUCAGAAGUUAAGGAUUCGCCCAUAUAUAUAUUAGCCGGGGUACUUUAUUUCAGGGAUCUUUGGGCUUCCUCUGCCCCGGCACCAUGGAGCCUUCUCUGCUGUCGCUCUUUGUGCUGGGGGUUGUGGCCCUGACCGAGACCCGGGCAGGCUCUCACUCCAUGAGGUAUUUCUACACUGCCAUGUCCCGGCCUGAGCUCGGGGACUCGCAGUUCAUCUCGGUGGGCUACGUGGACGAUCAGCAGUUUGUGCGCUUCGACAGCAGCAGCGAGAGUCAGAGGAUGGAGCCCCGGGCGGCCUGGAUGGACAAGGUGGACCAGGAGGACCCGGACUACUGGGAGCAGAACACACAGAUCAAUAGGAGGAAUGCACAGACUUACAGAGUGAACCUGGAGACCCUGCUCGGAUACUACAACCAGAGCCGGGGCGGGCUUCACACCAUCCAGAGAAUGUAUGGCUGCGAGGUUCACCCUGAUGGCAGCUUCAGGAAGGGGUUUUACCAACUCGCCUACGAUGGACGCGACUACAUCGCCCUGGACAGGGAGACCCUCACGUGGACAGCAGCAGAUACUGGAGCUGAGAACACCAAGCGCAAGUGGGAGGCAGAGAGGAGCUUCACAGAGGGACAUAAAGCCUAUCUGGAGGAGACCUGCGUGCAGUGGGUGAAGAAGUACCUGCAGAUGGGGAAGGAUGUUCUGCUGAGGACAGACCCCCCUUCUGUCAGAGUGAGCCGGCACAGCGGCCCAGACGGGGAGGUGAGCCUGCGGUGCCGGGCCCAGGGCUUCUACCCUGCCGAGAUCUCCCUGACGUGGCUGCGGGAUGGCGAGGAGCAGCUCCAGGACACGGAGUUCAUUGAGACCAGGCCGGGGGGAGAUGGCACCUUCCAGAAGUGGGCCGCUGUGGCCAUGGCCCCGGGCCAGGAGGACAGAUACAGCUGCCGGGUCCAGCACGAGGCCCUGGCCCAGCCCCUCAGCCUGAGAUGGGAGCCCGAGGCCUCCUCCGUGUGGGUCAUUGUGGGGGUCACUGCUGGGGUCCUGGUCCUGGUCACUGCAGUGGUGGCUGGAGCUGUGAUCCUGAGGAGAAGGAAUUCAGGUGGAAAAGGAGGAGCGUAUGUUCCAGCUGCAGACAAGGACAGCGCCCAGGGCUCAGACGUGUCUCUCACAGUCACAGCUUGAGAGAAUCUCCUUGUGCAGAGCUGAGGAAAAAUCCUGGAGAUGUUGAAGGCUGCGUUUCCUGUCUUGUUCCUGUUGACCUCUGGCCUCUCUCCCCAUCACUGGCCCCUGGGAUCAUUACUGUAAUCUAGUGAUCCAUCCCCAGGAAGAAUCAUUGCUGCCCUCACCCUGUUAUCUAAGAUCCCCCCCUGCCUUCUCUCUGCUUAUCUCAGUUUGCAGGGAAACAGCCAGCACUGAGGGCCAGAUGGGGCUAGAAACGAGCUUCCUUCACACUGGAGGCUGCACUGAACUCUGUGAUUUUUUCCCUUCUGUAAAAAAUGAAUCAUGAAUUAUUUUCUUGAAUCUUCUUCUUUCCCCCAUAAUCUCCAUUGAAUUUCGUGAGCACAAACCAGGUCCUUUGUGCGGCUCCUGUAAGUCAUUACCUCCGUGCUUCACGAGGAAAGCUCUCCUGAUCCCCUAGUCUGUACCCAAAUCUCUCUACCAGCAGAGCUGUGAGGAAAUAAACGUCUCCAUGAUUCAC
Molecule: messenger RNA, 1796 nt
Organism: Monodelphis domestica (gray short-tailed opossum)
Lineage: Eukaryota; Metazoa; Chordata; Mammalia; Didelphimorphia; Didelphidae
Gene: MHC-I
Product: BOLA class I histocompatibility antigen, alpha chain BL3-7
Biological process (GO): positive regulation of T cell mediated cytotoxicity; antigen processing and presentation of endogenous peptide antigen via MHC class Ib; antigen processing and presentation of endogenous peptide antigen via MHC class I via ER pathway, TAP-independent
Cellular component (GO): external side of plasma membrane
Molecular function (GO): signaling receptor binding; peptide antigen binding
Source: RefSeq, a predicted model, not a curated record